Molecule: messenger RNA, 748 nt
Organism: Ipomoea triloba (trilobed morning glory)
Lineage: Eukaryota; Viridiplantae; Streptophyta; Magnoliopsida; Solanales; Convolvulaceae
Product: monothiol glutaredoxin-S2-like
Exons: 1
Coding region: 88-396 (102 amino acids)
Source: RefSeq, a predicted model, not a curated record
CACUCAAGUCACCUCACAAGCAUUCAUAUUUCCUACAUUUUUCUCUCCUUUUCAACUAGCAUAUAGUACUGAGUUCUUUUUCAAGCAAUGAAUUCAGUUGACAGCUUGGCAGCAGGCAAGCCAGUGGUGAUCUUCAGCAAGAGCUCUUGCUGUAUGUCCCACACUAUUAAGACGCUCAUUAGCAGCUUUGGAGCUAACCCAGUGGUUUAUGAGCUGGAUGAACUUCCUAAUGGACAACAACUAGAACGGGCACUGACGGCAUCAGGGCAAAUGCCAAACAUACCAGCUGUAUACAUAGGGGAAGAAUUGGUUGGAGGAGCAAAUGAGAUCAUGGCCCUCCACCUCAAGGGAAAGCUAGUCCCAUUGCUCAAGAAGGCAAAAGCGAUAUGGGUAUAGCCUACUCUACAGCAUCAGGUUGAUACGAAAGUAAAGAGAGAGUUUCUGAAUAAGUUGUAUUUUUAGAAAAGAGAAUACACAACCCUAUUAAUACAUGCUAGAACACUUCUAAUAAGGAAACAAGCUUCCAUAUGACUACCUACUCAAAUCCCUAUAAAUCUCCAGGCUGCCUAAUAUAUAUAGGUUUCAUAUUACUUGUACAUUCCACAACAUGAACAUAAUGAAGCUCUGAAUGACCAUUAGUGGUAAUUUGCCUUUAGUAGUUCAAUAAGAAGGGCAUAUUACCAGAACUUGUCAUUGAGCAUAUUUUUUGUAACAAAAUCAAUGACUAUGGACUAUUUGAGUUCUCUAA